GUUUUGUGCCAUUUUGUGGCUGUCAUUCGUGUCACCCAAAUAAAAACAAGUAUCACAUUUUUCCUUUUGAAAUAUUUUUUCCAAAAAAAUCUUCUACAAAUACCUUAGUACGUAGAGUUUGGUGAAUCAGCACUAACAGGACCUGUUGUAUCAGGGCGAUAUAAUAUUAAUGAACGUUAGCUUUUUCAGAAUUUUAUCGCGUACCCAACUAUCCAGUACCAUUUUAUCACUGAUUCAUAAAUAGAUCGUGCAUCAAAAAUGUCUGCUAAUGAAAGUCCCUCACAUUAUGUCGAAGAUGCAUUCGUAACCGACGCUGAUUUUAAAUUUGACAUCAAUCGCGAGAUGAAGGUACCGGACAAGAUAAGCUUCAACCAUGGUGCAGGUGACAUAAAUGGGGAGACUGGUGGGGCAUGGGUAAAAGACCAUUUUACCAUGAACGUGCCAGAGAGGAUAUUGGUAGCUGGACAGCAUCAGCAUGUGGGUACUCGAGCACCACCAAGAGAGAUGGUCUUUGACAAUUCCAUCCUCCCAAAAGACCCAUAUCCAAAUGACUUGCCAAGAGUUGCUACACCACCAAGGACUUUGACUCUGGACAAAUACCCCUUCCCAGGAGUGGAAGAAUUUGAGGAAGAUGAUGAACAAACCAUGGUUGAAGAGGAUCAAAUCCCUGUGAUCAAGAGAAAUGCUCGAGUACACUAUAAUGACAUGAGUAUGCAGAUGAAUGGUUCUUUCAAGGAUCAGUCUUUGCUGAAUAGAAGUAUGGGAGGUGAUAACUUGACUCCAGCAGAAGAAAUAGUUCAUCUUCGCAGACAAUUAGCAAAGCUGAACCGACGCGUUAUGGCGCUCGAAUUAGAAAAUGUAAAUAGACUCCAGAAGGAAAAAAUAUUUUUAGGAUUUGGUAUUGCAUAUUUCUUGUUUAAACUUGUUAUCUGGGUGAACAGGGAUUAGAAAUGAUUAUGGUUGAACCAAAGUGUGUUUUAGCACUUACCAUACCUAUUGGCCAAAAAUGAAAUAUAAGACAUAAAGCAUUUGGUUAUUUUCAGCUUCUACAAGUUAUUCCAUGUUUCUUUCGGUCAUAAAUUUCCAUUGAAUACUCCUUUUGGCAGAAAUCAUUCUGUAAAUCCAUGGUUCUAUGUCACUGACAUUAUUUAAUUUAAUACAUAAAUAGUAUAAAUACUUAAAAAUCAUACUAUCAGUUGAAUAAUAUAUGGCAACAGUCUCAACAGGGUGUAAUUUGGAUAAAAUAGCAUUUUGCAGUGUCAACAUGGCAGACAUUGAAAAUAAUAUUUGUCAUGAGACAGUUUGGGGCAUUAUGAGCUUGAUGGAGGUGAUUGAUUAUCUCAUGAACCAUGUCAGUUUACAUGAGAUCGGCAAGACAGUCGUAUCUCCAGUUGGCAUACUAAAAAAUUCAUGUAUUUCUGAAAACCUAUGACUCUAGACUGCAGGUCAGUCAAAUGCGAUCGUCGAUUUUUGUCACUGCAGUAUAAAAUUUACAAGAUACCCAUACAAGCAUUUUUAUUUGAGCAUGAAAAUAAUAAAUCAUAGUAAAUUUAGUUAUUUUUGGCCAAUACGUGUUGAGGUUGAAUUGGAUGAAGGUGUCCUUAGUAUCGGAUUUUUUGUAUAAGCUCAUUGUAAUUUAUGGCUGAAAAAAUUGACUUCUUCAACGCGUUUUUUCGCAAAAAUGAAAUAUAGGGAAAAAGUGAUAUUGAGUUUAUAUGAAAAGUCUGAAUGACAUAAUCGCGCAAGUUUUAGUAUAUUAAGAUUGUUGAGUGUUGAUUUUCUUUAGAGUUCUUUUAAUUUCGAGACUGGCUAAUGGAUUUAGACUUUAGAAUAAAAAUAUCCGCCCCCCCUUAUGAAGACGUAUUUUUUCGUCAGAUGGUUUUUCAUUAACAGUUUAUCUAAUAUACCAAUUCUAUAAGUCAUAAACAUGUGUAUGUUGUAUUUCUUCAUUAAAAUGAUAUUGUAUAUUUUAUAUCAGACCCACUGUUAUGCAAAUAAAAUAUUUGAUCCUG
Messenger RNA from Acanthoscelides obtectus, 2012 nucleotides. NCBI's taxonomy places the organism in Eukaryota, Metazoa, Arthropoda, Insecta, Coleoptera, Chrysomelidae. The record is from the annotation of a GenBank genome assembly.